GAGAAAGAGAGAGAGGGAGAGCGAGACUUGCACACACUCUCAUAGUAAAGCGGAGGCAACUGCGCUUUUACACCAGCCACGCAUUUUGCGCGUGAGUACUGUGAUUUACACGGAUUGAAGAAUUACAUUUCGACCAAAACUUUACACUUUUUGUGGGGGAGGAUUUUCGCCUCGCUCGGAACUCCGGUUCUUUCUGGUACGACUUACAGAAUCGGACAUGAAGCAGUUGAAUGGAUUACGAGGCGGUGUUUUACGCUUUCGGAACUGACACGGACUGUCGCGACUCACAUUUAUGAAUCUGUUGUGAUUAAACUGCCCAGGUUUAAACAUGGAGGCUCCUUCCAGCUUUCAGCCGCAUCCAGGACUUCAGCAAACUCUCAAGCAGUUUCACUUGAGCUCCAUGAGCUCCCUCGGCGGACCGGCAGCCUUCUCGGCCCGGUGGCAGCAGGACAUGCUGUUCAAAAAGGACGGUAAGAGCGCCGAGGUGCUCGUGAACCUCCCCGCGCAGACGCCCCCGGUCAUGCCGGGACCCCUGUUCAUCCCGUCCGACCGCUCCACCGAGAGGUGCGAGACGGUCCUGGAGCGGGAGACUAUUUCGUGCUUCGUGGUGGGCGGCGAGAAGCGCCUGUGCCUGCCGCAGAUCCUCAAUAGCGUCCUGCGAGACUUUUCCCUCCAGCAGAUCAACUCUGUGUGCGACGACCUGCACAUCUACUGCUCCAGGUGCACGGCGGACCAGCUGGAGAUCCUCAAAGUUAUGGGCAUCCUGCCCUUCUCGGCCCCCUCGUGCGGACUCAUCACACAAACAGACGCCGAGCGCCUCUGCAAUGCCCUCAUCUACGGCGGCACGUUCCCCCCGCACGCCGACAAAGAGUUGUCCUGCUCCAUUGAGCUGGAGCGCACAGAGAAGAGCUUCAAAGUUUACCACGAAUGCUUUGGGAAGUGCAAGGGCCUGUUCGUACCCGAACUCUACACCAGCCCCAACGCGGCGUGCAUACAGUGCUUGGACUGCAGGCUCAUGUUCCCGACCCACAAGUUCGUGGUGCACAGUCAUAAAAGGCUGGAGAACAGAACCUGUCACUGGGGCUUCGACUCGUCCAACUGGAGGGCUUAUAUUCUUCUAGAUCAAGACUAUAGCGAGAAAGAGGAGAACAGCACACUGCAGCAGCUCCUCACUGAGUUAAAGGGAAAAUUUGAAAUGGGGAACAAGCACAAGACAUCUUACAAGGCAUACAGUCCUAUUCCCUCCAAAAAGCUUAAACAUGAUCGCUCCAGAUCGCCAUCAGCAGAUAGAGAGAAGCCAGCUGAUUGGCUACAGUCUCUGGCGGCUUCUGCUAACAAGGAUCUUAAGCAGCUCCAGUUCAAGCAGAGACCUUCAGCCUUCAGGCCCUGGUCUCCCAGAGUUCCCUCUGCUGAGCGAGAGACUCCCAAUCACAAGUAUGAGAGAUCGCUCGCUAAAACGCAAGACAAUCUGGCAGUUCCAAAUGUGUCUCUGCCCAUUGCUGCCUUCAAAAAUAAUGAGCAGCCAGCACACCGUUUCUCUCAGCCCACUGAGAGCCACAACACAGGCAAGACGGAGAGCUCCAGGCCAAGAAAGAGAUGGCCGUCAGCAGAGAGACAAUCACAGCCAGCCACCAAAACCUCUCUGUGCACUCCAAUCAAACAGCGGCUGCAGGAGAACCACGACUCAGAUGAGGAAAUCCAGGUGGACAACUGUGCUGAAGUUGCUGUCUCUCGUUCGCUGAUGUCUCCUCCCUUCACCAAUGGUGUCGGGGUGAUGACCCUCAGCCCUCACAGCUCUGCAGAGGUGCAUGAUGGGAGGGCGAGACUGGCAGCGGGUCAUUGUUCAGAGCUGGAGCUCCUCAAGCAGACGCUCAGCAGUGACCUGAGCUCCAAAGAGGCCAGAGAGAAGUUCCUGCAGGAGAUCAUCCGCAUGAGGGUGAAGCAGGAGGAGAAACUGGCAGCCGCUCUGCAAGCCAAACGCAGCCUGCAGCAGGAGCUGGAGUUUGUCAGGGUGACUAAGAAGGGCCGGCUGAGGGAGGCCAUCGAAGCCAAGCGGAACCUAAGGAAGGAGAUCGAGCGCCUCCGUGUGGAGUGUGAGAAGAAGGUGCGGGACGCCAGCGAGUCCUGCGACAGGCUGAAGAGGGAUUUGGACAGAGAGAGACGGACCCGUGUCUGUGACAAGAACUGUGAAGCAGGACGUCUGAGGGCCAAAUACUCCUCACAGAUUGAGGAUCUGCAGAUGAAGCUCCAGCAGGCAGAAGUGGACCGUGAACAGCUGAGAGAAGACCUGCUGAAGGAACGAGACGCCCGACAAAACCUGGAGCGGGUCGUAAAAGAGCUUCAGGAGCAACUGGGCCACAAAGCAGAAACGGAGGCUAACACACAGCCCACCAAAGGAGAUCAAGACAUUUCUUAAACAUUCACACUAAUGAGUUUAGACUUUGAUUUGAGGAUGAGUAGAGGACGCCUCUAAAGCCUCAUGGAAAAAAAAACUACCGUACUGCAGCACAGAAGAAUGGUAAAGAAACGAAUUCACAGCGUACGUUUACCAAAUGAACUGAAUCAUGAACUCAAGAAACUGGAAAAGGAAACGUAAACGUGUGAAACAGACUCGCCUUCAGUUAGCUUCUCAAAGCUAAUCGAAGGAAACUAUUUUGUUAUAAGCUAUUUAAAAAAAUUUUCGCAAAGAUACUUGAAGAAUAUUUGGGAAGCGAGCGUGUUUUCUAUUCACUUUGCGCUGACAGUAGCAGGCCAACGAUCUGCUAGUGCCACCGAGACUCUGUAAACUAGAAAGUGUUACAAGCCAGAAUUCUACAUAGCACACCGGUGUUGUCAUUAUCAUUGUUUGCUCGCUUUCAUUUGACCUUUUUUGGUUUGUUUUGGCUGUUGUAUUGAAAUAGUUUGCAUGUGCGACCAUGCUAUGGUGCAGAAAAGCUUUAUUAUAAACCUACGUUCAUUUUUAUUAUGGUAUGUUUAAUUAUCAUGUACUUAAAACCCUAUAGUAUUGACGUCGAUCAAUAUGAGAUGAAUCCUUACCCUCUCUCCUGAACUUCAGUAUCAAGUAUUAAUUGCUUUAAUUAUCGCUAUUUUAAACAGUCUAAGCGACUGGCAUCACUCCACGCUCCAUUUCGACGGUAAAAUGAAUGUUUUGUUGGUUCAGAAUCGGAAUUAAGUGACAGAAAUCAAUUAUCAGUCACUCCUUUUAGGGCUUGUUUAAGGUAUAAAAAAAGAAGCUGUUAAAGAAAAUAACAUUUCUACUUAUAUAGAAAAUAAGGAUAUAUAUUUUUUUACUUUCUACCAAAAAAAAAA
Danio rerio (zebrafish) is the source of this 3309-nucleotide messenger RNA. RefSeq names its product SKI proto-oncogene b (gene skib). The record is from RefSeq and is marked provisional. NCBI's taxonomy places the organism in Eukaryota, Metazoa, Chordata, Actinopteri, Cypriniformes, Danionidae. Gene Ontology annotation, cellular component: nucleus. Gene Ontology annotation, molecular function: SMAD binding.